AUGUUUGAAUUUUUGAAAAAUUUAAAACUUCCGAUUUGGAGUUCAAGCGAGAGAGUACAAGAGCCAAUCAAGAAGCGAAAACGAAAGGAAACAACCGAAAAUUUAGCAAUGAAUAACAAUCAGAAAAAGGUCAAAAACGAGCAAUUACAACUUUCGGGACUUUCUUCUACACACCCAAGGACCAUCACUACCUCUGCGACAGAAAAACAAAAAUCUACUCCGUCUGAAGAGAUUAUGGGCCUGAUAAUAUCAGAAGAAAAGAAAGAAUAUCAAAAGAAAAUUUCACAAGCUUCGGAAAAUGGAAUUCAAAUUACUAGUCAUCACAACCGUAAAAAAUUGCAACAACGUAAAACGGAUUUAACAACACAUUCCAAAGAACUAAGACAACCACAAGUUAUAGAUUUGGAAAACGACGAUGAUGAGAUUGCUCGUGAAUACAAAUCCCUAGAUUUGAGCUAUGUCAAGACACAUUCAGAGUCUAUUCAUCCUCAACCUUCCAAGUACACAAGUGAGUCAGUUAAAACCGUUCCUCACAUUCCAGUGGAAACACCCUCUAUAUCUGUAAAAACAACACAAAACAAGCAAGUACCACCUCCAGUCAUCAGGCUUGGUCCACCAAAAUUAGUGUCAAAAUCUUCCAAACAUCAGGCUAAGGUUGAAGAAGAUGCAACACUUUUGGACCACGAUUCUGUGGAACGGGUCACGAAGGGCCUUCAAUCCUUACUAACUUUACGAGAUAAGGUUGAGGAAGCUAAAGUAACAAAGUCGUUCAUUGAACGAGUGACAAUGAAGAGGGCCUCAUCUAAAAUAUUAACUAGAUUAUGUGAAGAACUGUUAACAGAAGAGGCCAAGAAAGUGUAUGAUACAUUUCUUCCUCAAAAGAUAUACGACAAGCUACUUUCAGAGAUUAUUUCAGGCACCAUAGAAACAGAAAAAGAAUUCUUUCCUCUCUCAAAGAAGGAUGAGGCUUUGGUCAACAAGAUUUUUUCUCAUAGAAAUACCAACAGAGAUGAAAUUCUUGCAGAAAAGUACAAAAUUGACAUUACUUGGCAAAAGAUUCAAUGCUUAAAGAAUACAGACUGGCUCAAUGACGAAGUUAUUAAUUUCUAUCUCAAUAUGGUGAAAGAUAGAAAUGACAAAUAUCCAGAGAAAUAUCCCAAAAUUUACGUUUUUAACACGUUCUUUUAUGCCAAGUUGACAGAGCGUCACUCGUACAAUUAUGGUAACGUGAGAAGAUGGACACGAAAAAUUGACUUGCUGGAGUAUGACAAAAUAAUAAUUCCUAUUCACUUGACUGUGCACUGGACUCUAGCAGUUAUUAAUAUUAGAGACGAAAGAUUUGAAUACUAUGACUCCAUGGAUGGCGUACAGACUGGUAUGAAUGUUUUACAGAAUUUACAAAAAUACUUAAGUGACGAGGUAUUGGAUAAGAAACAAGUCUCAUUUGACACCAUGUCAUGGAGAAAAUAUGUUCCACAUACACCACAGCAAGAGAAUGGAUCUGAUUGCGGAAUGUUCACAUGUAAAUUUGCUAAUUUUAUUGCCCAAGACAAGCCCUUAACUUUCUCUCAAAAGCACAUGCCUUACUUUAGAAGGAGAAUGGUUGUUGAAAUUGUGAGGAGUAAAGAAAUACUAUAG
Messenger RNA from Naegleria lovaniensis, 1638 nucleotides. RefSeq lists its product as uncharacterized. Gene Ontology annotation, molecular function: deSUMOylase activity. The record is from RefSeq and is a predicted model, not a curated record. The transcript has a single exon. Gene Ontology annotation, cellular component: nucleus. Gene Ontology annotation, biological process: protein desumoylation. Bases 1 to 1638 code for a protein of 545 amino acids. NCBI's taxonomy places the organism in Eukaryota, Heterolobosea, Eutetramitea, Acrasida, Naegleriidae.